AGUGCCGACUAGCCAAUGGGGUUCAGGGGGAGGUCCUUGAGCUCUGACCAGUCAAACACACUCUCCUUCCUUAUAUGGCAGCUGAUCUCCAUGGUAACGUGUGCUAAGUUGCAGCAGUCGUGUCAAAGUUCACUAUAUAGAGAGCUCAGUGAGCUGAUCAGAGAGAAAGCAUUCUGCCAGCCCGGCUCCUACCAAUCGCAAAUCACUUCCUAACCUCCGCCUUUUUAACAUAUUUGAUCACUUUGAUUCUGCACUCCUUUUCCUAUUAUUUUUCAGUGCACGGAGGAGGUUUGUAGGUUGCGAUCUUUUGAGGGUUUUUUUCUUUUAUUUUUUCUGUGGAGGAGAAGAGUUUGUCCUCAUAUCUUCCAAGCUCUGAAAACAUUGGCUUCAUCCAUCUGCGCGCUUUCUGGCGCAAGGAGAAAACUGAAGAAGACGCAGUUCCUUUUUUUCUUCCUUUCUUCUGUUUUUUUUUUCCUUCCUUCAAGAUUUGUGCUGGAACUUCAUAGUAGCUGCUACAGCGCCGACUGUUCCAUGCUGCUGCGGGAGUGGUCUCACCAGCCAGCCUGCUCCAUCACUCAGUCCAUGCUACCUCGGCUGAUGCUUUGUUUUGUUUUUUAAUAUUUAACCCGCCGUUCCUCGCUGCCUGCCGUGCUGGAUGGCUGACUGUAAGCGCCCCUGGACUUGGCCUUUAAGCGCAAGGCAGCGACUCAGCUCGCCAACGCAUCAGUUCUGAAAACGUGCCUCGUCUCCGCCAGCUUUCACGGCAUUUUCGGGAGCUCCACGGUGGAUCCGGCGCCGGAGAGAGCUGACGUUCGGUGCGCACGCCUGACAGAGCCAGUUUUUUUGCCGCAUUUCCCCUUUGACAACCUCAUCCACCGCGACACCAAAACGGCAGACAAAAAGUUUCUCUCCGUUGACUGAUAGAUAUGGCAAUGGUAGUGUGGAGAGGCUCACAGGACGAUGUGGCUGACCCCCAAGGCACCCUUUCCUCGCAAACGCAAGGAGGACUAUCCCUGCCGACCCCUCAGCCGGGCCAGCUGAAUCUGACAGGCUCCCAGGUCGCCCCUCCGACCCCCCAGACUCCGGUGCAGGGACCCCCGAACAACACGCAGCCCACGCCGACGAACCAGACGACGCAGCAGUCGGAGAAGCAGCCGCAGCACAUCGAGUGCGUGGUGUGCGGGGACAAAUCCAGCGGCAAGCACUACGGCCAGUUCACCUGCGAGGGCUGCAAGAGCUUCUUCAAACGGAGCGUACGACGGAACCUCACUUACACAUGCCGUGCCAACCGGAAUUGUCCAAUCGACCAGCACCACCGCAAUCAGUGUCAGUACUGCCGCCUCAAAAAAUGCCUUAAAGUCGGCAUGAGACGGGAAGUUUCUCUUUUUACUGCAGCCGUGCAAAGGGGACGGGUGCCACCCACACAGCCACACCACGGCCAGUUCGCCUUGACAAAUGGAGACCCACUCCACUGCCAUUCCUACUUAUCCGGAUAUAUCUCUCUUCUGCUGAGAGCGGAGCCCUACCCAACGUCCCGCUAUGGCAGCCAGUGCAUGCAGCCCAACAACAUCAUGGGCAUCGAGAACAUUUGUGAACUUGCAGCCAGGAUGCUCUUCAGCGCCGUGGAGUGGGCCAGGAAUAUUCCCUUCUUUCCAGACCUCCAGAUCACUGACCAGGUGGCUCUGCUGAGGUUGACGUGGAGUGAGUUAUUUGUGCUCAACGCCGCGCAGUGCUCCAUGCCCCUGCAUGUGGCUCCCCUCCUGGCGGCGGCUGGCCUUCACGCCUCCCCCAUGUCCGCGGACAGAGUGGUGGCCUUUAUGGACCACAUUAGGAUCUUCCAAGAACAAGUGGAGAAGCUCAAAGCUUUGCACGUUGACUCUGCUGAAUAUAGCUGCUUGAAGGCAAUUGUGCUCUUCACCACAGAUGCUUGUGGCCUCUCAGAUGUGGCCCAUGUGGAAAGUUUGCAAGAGAAGUCCCAGUGCGCCCUGGAGGAAUAUGUCCGGAGCCAGUAUCCCAACCAGCCAACACGGUUUGGGAAGUUGUUACUCCGCUUGCCUUCCCUCCGCACAGUCUCUUCCUCGGUCAUAGAACAAUUAUUUUUCGUCCGAUUGGUAGGUAAAACCCCAAUUGAAACUCUCAUCAGGGAUAUGUUGCUUUCGGGGAGCAGUUUUAACUGGCCUUACAUGUCAAUUCAGUAAGAAAAGGACAAACAAAAGGUGGGGCUGAGGUGGGCGAGGGGGGGCUGCGAGACAACAAUGAUUAUAGCUGCUUUUGUGGAAGGAAGAAAUGACAAAAAAAAAAGAAAAAGUAACCGGCUGUUAAACGGGGCUGGCUUUCAUGAAGAAA
Oryzias melastigma (Indian medaka) is the source of this 2346-nucleotide messenger RNA. RefSeq names its product nuclear receptor subfamily 2, group F, member 2 (gene nr2f2). Gene Ontology annotation, biological process: negative regulation of transcription by RNA polymerase II; cell differentiation; anatomical structure development. The record is from RefSeq and is a predicted model, not a curated record. The transcript is spliced from 3 exons. Bases 927 to 2198 code for a protein of 423 amino acids. Lineage: Eukaryota; Metazoa; Chordata; Actinopteri; Beloniformes; Adrianichthyidae. Gene Ontology annotation, molecular function: RNA polymerase II cis-regulatory region sequence-specific DNA binding; retinoic acid binding; zinc ion binding.